AUGCGCUUGCUCACUUACGUGCUCACAGUUCUAGUGGUGUUUGUUGCAGAAACUGCUGGGUCAACAAUCACUGCCGACAAAGAGGCUAACGACGCUGCUCGCAGCACGCUCCCUGCCUUAUCUCGCACGAACAGGACCCUGCCCGUCGUGCUAAGGACAGGGACGUCACACGACGAUGCCGCAGUCGAGACCGACGACGAAGGCCAGCACGAUGGAGAGGAGAGGACCGGGAUGAUGCCGCAAACAUUCGAAGAAGUCCCCGCAAUGAUCCAUCACUUCGCAACUUUUUAUGAAAAGGAAAAUGCCGUCGCUAGUCUCGCCUCCCACAUGUCAAAUAGCGAGGUCGUUGCCAAAAGAGAGAUCACGAACGAUAAGGCGUUCUUGAAAAAGCUAGGAGUUUCCAAGACGAAGAAGACAAAGAAGGAGAUAAAGAAGGAGAUAAAGAGGGAGAUGAAGAAGGAGAUGAAGAAAAAGAUGAAGAAGGAGAUGAGGAAAAAUAUGAAGAAGAUGAUUGAGGAGAUGAAGGUAAAGACGAAGAAGACGGAGGGCCAACCCUGGAACCCUAGGAGCGUGGCUGAGUCUCUCAUCAGCACGACGUCGAAUGAAAAAGAACGUCGAGUCCAGGUUGAACUUGCGGUCAAGAAAUUGCUCAAGCGUCGUAGCAACCCCGACAUGACAAGAUACGCCGACGACGUACACCGUGAGCUGGUUGACAUGUAUGGACGACAGUAUGGGGAGUCAUUGGUCAAGGUCUACCUCAAGGCAAAGGUGACACCGAACCAGUUUGUCGACAUGAUGUGGGGCUCAAGAGAGUUGUAUGUUACUGGUGAGGGCUUCAACGAGGAGAAGAUCAAAGUAUUUGAAAAAGCCAUGAUGUUUAUGGCGGAAUACUAUCUUCCGGUGCACAAAAAGGACCUGUUAGGCGAUGUACUGGACUACGUCCGGGCCAAGCUUGAUAUCUUACUUCCACCUAAGGCAACCGGGAAGAGGGAUAUUCUGAAUCACGAGUCAACGACUUAA
Messenger RNA from Hyaloperonospora brassicae, 1020 nucleotides. The record is from the annotation of a GenBank genome assembly. NCBI's taxonomy places the organism in Eukaryota, Oomycota, Peronosporomycetes, Peronosporales, Peronosporaceae.